Molecule: messenger RNA, 5089 nt
Organism: Hyposmocoma kahamanoa
Lineage: Eukaryota; Metazoa; Arthropoda; Insecta; Lepidoptera; Cosmopterigidae
Gene: Hecw
Product: E3 ubiquitin-protein ligase HECW2
Exons: 15
Coding region: 387-4724 (1445 amino acids)
Biological process (GO): regulation of dendrite morphogenesis
Molecular function (GO): protein binding; ubiquitin-protein transferase activity
Source: RefSeq, a predicted model, not a curated record
CCGCGCGCCCGCUCUGCCCCGCCACUCGAUUUGUGAAUGAAGCCCCCACCGGCGCGUGCCGCCUUGCCGCUCGCGCUCAGUCGCGCCUACGACGAACGCGCAGUCACGCGAGCGCAUGUUUCAAUUUCAAAUUUUGACGUCUCGAAAUUUGAAAACCGUGCGAGUUGUUUUACGUUCCUAACGAUUAGCACUUGAGUGGAAGUUAUUAGCUUGUUGCACUGCUGAUGUGCAAUAACCGCCGUGAGUCGCAGAGCAGGUAACUGGACUACGAAACCUGCCUUUGGGAAAGCCAACAUCGUCAGACACCCAUCGACGUAAACGGUUCAGAGGGUAUCGGUGGCAUCGCGGAGCGGCUGCCGGCGACCGGAUGUGCCACUGGCGACAUAAUGUGGCUACUUGAUGAGCCCAAUCAACCUUAUGAAGAUUGCGAGCAAUUACUUUGCUUUCGAUACUACAAUGGUGAAGGGGAAGAGUGUGUGGCAGAGUCCUCUACUCUGCCGCCGCGAUUCAAGGUUGACCUCAAGAAACUGCCACUUCGUCUUAAAGAAGGCAUCUCUAGGAAACGAAGCGGCGAUCAGGUCUCGCCUUUCUCAUACAACAACGAGAGCUUCGAAAUGAACUCGGAGAAUCCACCAAGAAUCGAGUUCGUUCCCGGCACGAGUCAAGAAAUCAAACACCUUAGUGAAAAUGUCAACAAAUGCUCAAUUAGUGUUUUAGAAAAUAACGGGAACAAUGUGAGUCUCGAAGAAGCAAAAUGUGAUCCUAGCAAAUUUCUAGUUAGUAAUAGAAAUAAAGAAUCUCGUGUAAAUAGUGAAUCUCAAAGUGCUACUGAUUGUAAACCAACGUCAUCGGGUGUAAAGAAAAAAUAUCCUCCACCAGUGGACACUGGCGGCGGUCAAGGGCUUAAUGGUGUCAAGAAAAAAGCCAAAGCUAACAGCGGCUUCGAUUCUCCCGCAUCUCCGGGCACAGAGUACUAUAAAAUAUGGUCACCAAAGAAUCCAUGCAAAAUAAUGAAGUUCGUAUACGACGUAGAAGGUGCGAACAUGCCAAGUGAUGCAGAAAAAUCGCCAGUACCGCCUUUACCGCCGAGACAAUCGCACAAACCGCUCGAAAGAAUGCACGCAUUAUCUCCACCGCAGGUCCCAAGGCAUCGAAAGCCAAAAAAACUGACCAAACCCGAAGAUGCCUUCACUUUUGAAUUGAUAGACACAGAUGAACAAUUUUUUACGGAGAAGAAUAUCACAAAUUCUUCGGCUUUGCAAGGUGGAAUCAAUGAUUUUAAACCCGGAGAAUUUUACUCAGGGAACCAGGUGGCAAUGUCUUCGACGGCCAGUUUUUGGAGAGGUGGUCAAAACGUCGCUCCCUUAGCGACACCAGAAACAGACGGCAGCUUAUGUGAAUCUACGAUCACUUCCAUGAAAGUAGCUAGGUUAACUGAAGAAAAGAAAAAAGAUGUACCUGAUGGCUCACCUAGUAUUAGUAGGAAUAAGAUUAUGUUUAUUAAAGAUAUUGGACCUGAUAAUUAUAUAACAACUACGUUUGCCAGGAAAGACACGGUAGCUCAUCCAACGGACACUGUUGACGGUGUCAAUCUUACGCCAAAUCACUCGUCUGAGGAGAAGGCUCAGAAUACAUUUUUGAAUGAUAUUAGUAAUCAUUCGGAGUUCGAAGACGACAACAAAAAUCAAAUUGAGGAAAAGGAAAUCUCAACAUUGAAAGGUCACAAACCAUUAACAAGGCAAAAUUCCGGUCGUGCGAAUACACCAACAAUGAUGACAGCAUUUUUAAACUCGUCGCAUAUUGAUUCAACAAACAGAGAAACGGAUAACAACAGUUCAAAUGCGCCUAGUUCGUGCAAUUCUUCGCAUUCGGGGUCACCAGUGGAAGAAAGCAAGACUUUACCUAGUGUAGGUACUAUGAUAAUGAAUAGAAAAUAUUCUAGUGACACGUUGACGCCUAAACAUUCCAGCUUGCCACGUCAUUUACUGAAGAAUUUGGGAUGUGAAAGCACCCCGAAACACUCCCCUCAUAAGACUAACAAUGAUAGUCCUGUGAGACCACAUCCAAGGGUUCUAACUCGAGUAGCAGCGUUAGCUGGAUCAGCUAUGCCACAGUGUCCGCCAACACCAACCCACCAUGCAAGGAGACCUCGGCCAUUGCCACCUCCAGAUCUACACCCACCUCCUAUACAAAACGCUGAGAGCAGGGAGAAUUUCGAAAUGGUUGAAUUCACAAGCGAGUUAAGAACGUCUGAGAUUAGAUCUCCAAAUCUGGAAUUUGUGAACAGCAACCAUUUCACGAUAGUGCAUCCGGGGCCUCCUGAUGAUGUUGUUUUACGAAGGCCAAGACCGAUUGAAGAUAACGACGAUAAUGACAACGCUGUGGCGUCGCCAACUCCUCUGAGGCACAUGGCGGGGAUCAGAUUGCCGUCAAUACCUGAGAGGGCGUCGCGACAAAUGGCGUUGACGGGAGAUUUUCCUGCCAAUAUGAUUGGCGGGAUCAUCGAAUGCGAAGAACCUUUGCCUGCAGGAUGGGAAGCGCGAAUGGACAGCCACGGUCGAGUGUUCUACAUCGAUCACAUCAAUCGAACGACAACGUGGCAAAGGCCUAGUGCUAAUGGCACCACUCCUCGGUCACCAGCUCCUGAAGUGCAAAGAAGGCAGUUGGACCGAAGGUAUCAAUCUAUCCGACGCACAAUGACGCGCACGCAGCUGGCGGAGGAAGAGCGCGACGCGUGCGCCUCCCCGCCGCCCGCCGCCUCUACGUCCCGCGCGCCCGCGCCAGACGCGCCGCACGCGCCGCACCCCGCCGCGGAGUUCUUGGCCCGACCCGACUUCUACUCCAUAUUGCACAUGAAUCAGGAAGCGUCGUCCCUCUACAACGGCAACUCAACGCUCAAGCACAUGAUCUCAAAAAUCCGCCGCGACACGGCGUCAUUCGAGCGGUACCAGCACAACCGCGAUCUGGUCGCGCUCGUCAACAUGUUCAGUGAGACUGACAGAGAUCUACCGCUGGGAUGGGAUACGAAGCUCGAUCGGAAUGGAAAGCGUUUCUUCGUGGACCACGUGAUGCGACGAACGACGUUCAUCGACCCUCGGCUGCCGCGCGCGCCGCAAGCAGGUCCCUUCUCGCCUCUACUGCCGCAACGCCGCAGGCCUAUAUUGAUUGAUCAGGCGCCGACGCCGCCGCCGCGACCGCCGUUGACGACUCUUGAUACGCACAUACAAGACUCACAACCUGAAAUACCUGUUGCAUACAAUGACAAGGUAGUGGCAUUCCUCCGCCAGCCGAACAUAAUGUCGAUUCUGCGCGAGCGCGGCGGCGGUUGCGGCGGUGCGCUGCGGGACAAGGUCAACGCGGUCCGGGUGGAAGGUAGUGCCGCCUUGGCGAGGUACCAAAACGACGUGCAGCUAACUUGUCUACUCAGCCUGUUCGAGCAGGAAAUCAUGAGCUACGUGCCAGCUGGCGGGUGCGGGUCUGCGGCGGGGGGUCUGGCAAGUGCGGGAGUGAUGUCCUCCCCUGCGGCGUCACCUGCCGCUGCACGCAGCACCCGUGCGCCCGCACCGCAAAGACGCGACUUUGAGGCCAAACUUCGCGCCUUUUACCGUAAACUGGAAAGCAAGGGAUACGGACAGGGUCCUGGAAAACUCAAAUUACACAUUCGUCGUGAACAUCUUCUAGAGGACGCUUUCAGACGAAUUAUGUCUUGUAGCAAGAAGGAACUGCAAAAAGGCAAAUUAUGCGUAUUGUGGGACGGGGAGGAAGGCUUGGACUACGGCGGGCCGAGUCGAGAGUUCUUUUUCCUCCUCUCCAGGGAGCUAUUCAACCCUUACUACGGACUUUUCGAGUACUCAGCCAAUGACACUUAUACUGUUCACGUGUCCCCAAUGUCUGCUUUCGUCGAUAACCAUCAUGAAUGGUUCCGUUUCUCGGGUCGCGUAUUAGGCCUGGCGCUAGUUCACGGCUACCUGCUCGAAGCAUGGUUCACCCGCGCCCUCUACCGUGCCUUACUGAGACUGCCGCCCGCUCUCGAGGACGUCGACGCCCUUGAUGCUCAAUUCGCUGCUUCGCUACGAUGGUUGCAGAGCGCUUGUAGCGUGUCAUCACUGGAACUAACAUUCGCGGUGUCAGAACGCCUGGCCGACGGGCGGGUGCUGGAGCGCGAACUGCGCCCAGGCGGCCGCGAUUUGCCCGUCACCGAUCGCAACAAAAAGGACUAUCUAGAACGACUGGUUCGCUGGCGCGUCGAGCGUGGCGUCGCCGACCAGACGGAAUGGCUGGUUAGAGGGUUUCACGAGGUAGUAGAUCCCCGCCUAGUGGCGGCGUUCGACGCGCGGGAGUUGGAACUGGUGAUCGCAGGCGCACCCGAACUUGACGUAAACGACUGGAGAGCAAAUACGGAGUACCGCGGUGGCUACCACGACCACCAUCCCGUCAUCAUUUGGUUCUGGCAGGCUAUCGACCGUUUCACGAAUGAACAAAGACUGCGCCUUGUACAAUUCGUGACGGGGACAUCGUCGAUUCCCUACGAAGGUUUUUCAGCGCUGCGCGGCUCCACCGGCCCACGACGCUUCUGCAUCGAACGCUGGGGCCGGGUUGAGUCCUUACCACGAGCCCACACUUGCUUCAACCGCCUUGAUCUACCCCCUUACCCCACUCCACAGCUUUUAUACGAAAAGUUAUUACUUGCUGUGGAAGAAACCAAUACCUUCGGCAUUGAGUGAAUUAUCUGCUAUUCAGCUUCGGAACGCAAUUUAGAUCACGAGAAACUUUUGUAUUUUGUACAUAGUUAAAUGUGAUGCUAUUCUAGAGUCGACCAUACGCGGUAUUUAUUUAAGAACGUAAACUCGUAUGACGAAAUAUUUAAAGAACUGAUAUUGUAACCGAGAUAGCGAGCAGUGGGCGAGUCGUCCCAGAAGUUCGACGGCCGCAUGUUUUUCAAUCGAGCUAUAAUUAUCGAUAUUAAUUGCAACCAUUGUUGUCGUUGUAAAUAAUAGUCAAUUGAUAGCUUAGGGUUAAGCCCCAUUGGUCAGUACGCGUCAUUUCGUCCUUUUGAUAACUACAUUGCUGCGAAAUCAGUAAACAAAUG